Iphiclides podalirius (scarce swallowtail) is the source of this 450-nucleotide messenger RNA. Lineage: Eukaryota; Metazoa; Arthropoda; Insecta; Lepidoptera; Papilionidae. The record is from the annotation of a GenBank genome assembly.
AUGACCGUGCACGAAAUGUUUACAGAGAUAUGUCAGCAAUUGAGAUUAAAUCAAACUUUAAUUAUGAGACUGUUCAUCCUACUUUCGCUCCUAUGUGUUUUCGCCGUCUCCUGGGCCAAACCUGCCUCAACUUACACCGACAAAUGGGAUUACAUCAACGUAGAUGAGAUCUUAGAAUCUCAACGUUUACUGAAGGGAUACGUGGACUGUUUAAUGGACAGGGGACGUUGCACAGCCGACGGAAAGACCUUGAAGGAAACUAUGCCCGACGCCCUGGAACACGAAUGUGCAAAAUGCACAGCCAAACAGAAGGAAGGCGCCGACAAGGUUAUUAAGCAUUUGGUUAACAAACGCCCUGACCUGUGGAAAGAUCUGUCCACUAAAUACGACCCUGACAAUAUUUACCAACAAAGGUACAAGGACAAAAUUGACGCGGUCAAAGAAAAACAA